Molecule: messenger RNA, 849 nt
Organism: Nomia melanderi (Alkali bee)
Lineage: Eukaryota; Metazoa; Arthropoda; Insecta; Hymenoptera; Halictidae
Gene: tsu
Product: 40S ribosomal protein S12 homolog tsunagi
Biological process (GO): RNA processing
Cellular component (GO): nucleus; cytoplasm
Molecular function (GO): mRNA binding
Source: RefSeq, a predicted model, not a curated record
UAUUCUACUAUCCAUUACACAGUCAAUGAUUGUAGUGACCGUAUUCUGUAGUACUUUGUGGUAAAUACGGCUUUUUGUCAAGUUUUAACAUUCAUUAAAACUAAAACAAGUACAUAAAAGAAAUUAUGGCAGACGUUUUAGAUAUUGAUAAUGCAGAAGAGUUUGAAGUUGACGAUGAAGGCGAUCAGGGAAUUGCACGUUUAAAAGAAAAAGCGAAAAGAAGAAAAGGUAGAGGACACGGUGCAGAAUUAGUUUCUACCCGUGACGAUGUUGGUCAUUAUGAGUCAAUGAAUAUUGUUGAAGAGGAUGAUGAUGAACCAGGACCACAAAGAUCUGUUGAAGGCUGGAUUUUAUUUAUAAAUUCAGUUCAUGAAGAAGCACAGGAAGAUGAUAUACAAGACAAAUUUUCCGAAUUUGGCCAAAUAAAAAAUAUACAUUUGAAUUUGGACAGAAGAACAGGAUUUCUAAAAGGAUAUGCCUUGGUAGAAUAUGAAACAUUUAAGGAAGCUCAAGCAGCAAAGGAUGCGUUAAAUGGAACAGAAAUCCUAGGACAACCUAUCUCUGUAGAUUGGUGUUUCGUAAAAGGACCAAAAAAGAUAAAGAAAAGAAGUCAUAGACGACGAUGAAAGGAAAUACAAUUAUUAUUAAAUAAGACUCUUAUUUUCACUGUGUAUGACUAUUUCAAAUAAGAAAUUCUUCUUUAUUUCAUUCAUAUGUAAAAAAUUAAAUGCUGGAAAUGUACUUUAUAACAAAAGUAGAAUAUUUGUAUAUUUCAAAUUUUUUCUAGAAAAAAAUAAUUUGUAUUACAAUAAAUACGUAAAAAGCAUAAGGUGAAAUAAAAUUUGCUGA